This is a messenger RNA of Balaenoptera acutorostrata (minke whale), 433 nucleotides long. It is a transcript of the gene PXT1, whose product is annotated as peroxisomal testis enriched protein 1. Gene Ontology annotation, biological process: positive regulation of apoptotic process. The record is from RefSeq and is a predicted model, not a curated record. Lineage: Eukaryota; Metazoa; Chordata; Mammalia; Artiodactyla; Balaenopteridae. Bases 1 to 402 code for a protein of 133 amino acids. Gene Ontology annotation, cellular component: peroxisome; nucleus. The transcript is spliced from 3 exons.
AUGAAGAAGAAAAAACAUGCCAGUGUUUGUGAACCUAAACAACUUCUGAAUCUCUCUCCCAAAGUAACAAAUUGUUGCAAAUCACUGUGGUUGAAAUACAGUUUUCAGAAGGCUUACAUGACCCGACUUGUCAGCUCCCAGCCAGUUUCAGCCAUGUCAAGGAACCCAGAUCACAACCCACCUUCUCAGCCCAAGGAGAAUAGCAUUGGCCAGAACCAUCACCAGGAGGAAACAAUCCACAAGUUGGCCAGGCAGCUGAGAAACAUCGGGGACAGCAUCGAUCAUAGAAUGGUUCAAGAGGAUUUUCAACAAGAAGGCAGAGCUAUCCUGGCUCAUUUUGCCUUAGUUUUCUUUGGAGGAGUUCACAUGUUGUUGCGCUUUCUCUGGAAUAACCAUGUGUGAUGUAAAAGGAACAUAAAUGUCAGGUUCUGCU